Thalassophryne amazonica is the source of this 2146-nucleotide messenger RNA. RefSeq lists its product as uncharacterized. Gene Ontology annotation, biological process: regulation of lipid metabolic process; lipid homeostasis. Gene Ontology annotation, cellular component: endoplasmic reticulum membrane; endoplasmic reticulum-Golgi intermediate compartment membrane. The record is from RefSeq and is a predicted model, not a curated record. NCBI's taxonomy places the organism in Eukaryota, Metazoa, Chordata, Actinopteri, Batrachoidiformes, Batrachoididae. The transcript has 8 exons. Bases 40 to 948 code for a protein of 302 amino acids.
UGUGCUUGCACAGUGUUUGCAGUGUGUUCCUUCACCAGCAUGAUGAGUCUAACCAAUGCUUUAGAGCAGGAUGGCUUCAUCUCUGGAUACAUGGGCUUCUAUCUGAAAAUGGGUGAACCUCAUCUCAGUUCUGCCUACGCUGUGAUGAUGUGCUACUGGGAAGGUGUUGUUCACGUUGUCCUCUUCCUCUUUAUGAUCCACAGCAUGUUCAAAGGAAAGUCAUAUCGUAGUUUGGGGUUGUUAUGGACAGGGUCCUCCAUCGCUCACCAAAUCGUUCUCAUCCCUGGAGUGGUCAUUGGCAAACAUGGCUCAAACAUUCACUGGGCCUUUUGGAGGAACGUCCCUUUCUUUCUGUUGCCUUUCUGGGUGGCCUCCGGGCUCUUUAAAAGAACCAGACAGGUGCCAAUUCUGACAGCAGACAAGAUUUCUGCAGAGCAGAGGAGAGGUUUGUUGUCUCGUCCCAUCGACCUGCUUUUGUCACUUCUGCUGCUGGCGGCGAUGGCCUUCUCCAUUUUUAGAGGCUUUGUGGUGUUGGACUGUCCUUUUGAUGUCUGUUUCACCUACACGUAUCAGUAUGAGCCCUACCUCAAAGACCCAGUGGGCUUUCCCAGGGUGAUGAUGCUGGUAUAUUUGUUCUAUGCUCUGCCCCUGUUGACCGUCUUUCUCUAUGGUCUAACAAUGCCUGGAUGCAGCUGGAUGCUGGACUGGUCCCUCUUCUUUGCUGGGGCUGUUGCCCAGACCCAGUGGUGCCAUAUGGGGGCAUCUCUGCACUCCCGCACUCCCUUCACAUAUCGAGCCCCGGCAGACAAAUGGUGGCCCGUCAUCACCCUCAAUGUGCUGUUUGCUGCUGUGCCUGCUCUGCUGGCGCUACGCUGCCACAUCAGCCCCGCUUAUUUUAUGAAAUCUGUUCCUAAGGGCCAGGCGAACAGUGAGAAGAAGACAAACUAGAUCACACACCAGAAUGUGGGUUGUCAAGGAAUCCAUCCAUUUGUAACAAAGCAAAUAUUUUGGGGCACUCUCUGGUGCACAAACUGCAUUAAACUCAUUUUCAGCUCAGAAAUCUAGAGGAAAUCUUGAAGUGUUGCUUUCUCAGUUGCACAACACUCCCUGCAUGGACUAUUGUACCGUGAUAAGACGGCUGGUGGUUAAGUUGAGAACUGUGAUGAGCUCUUGCAGCUUUCAAAGUGACUCAUGCAGAUCUUUUCAAACUGAGACUGUCAGGUUGCAUCAUAAAGAUCAGCAAUACUCUGCUGUAGAAUCCCAGUAGUGAUCAGUCUGUAGGAAACACUAAAACUCAGAGUCAAUCCCAACAUCAGCAUGAAGCUGACAGGGUGAGGAAACACUUCCACAGCUUCGACACGAUGAAUGCCAAAGAUUAACAGUCAAGCUGAAAUGAAUGAAUUAGUUGAACCACAGAAACGUAAUUGUGUAUCAUUCUGAUAAUCUAUUAAUUAUUUAAUUACUUUAGCAAAAAAAAAUUUAAAUGUUCUUUGGCUGCAACAUUUCAAAUGUGAGACUUUCCGGCUUUUUGGUCUUCUGCAUAUCACUGCAAAUUGAAUAUUAGGCCGGUUGUGGUUCAGACUAAAUGCAGUAGUAUUGUAAGAAAGUGAAAUGAUAUUUCAAAUGGUAGCACAAGCACCAAAUUUGGUUAAAAAUAUCCUGAAACAUUGCGCUUUUGAAAAAGCCCACAAGAUGGCAUUCUGACCUAUUAAAAUGCACAGAAUCCCACCAUGUGGACCAAUUUGGAUGAUCAUGGUGUCCAAAAGUCGGUUUUUGACCAUAAAGUAGUGCGUCCUGUACAGGCUGUGACUGAGGCCCGUUGGAUAUGUUGGUGUGAAGCAGAUGUGAGUGUUCCCCACAAUGAGAUGCCAGUAUAUUAUUGGUGACUUUUCCAUCCAAGGCUGGUUCCCAUUUACAGCUCACUGGACUGCAUUGAUGCAGAUGAAGUGUCUCAUCCAAGGACCUAGAUUGGUAAAAAGUUGAGAUGGGAUCACAAAUUUAACAGUUUGUUCAUUUAAUUGGGUAUCAAACCUAUGUCUACAUAUUGGUAGUUGUACUCCCAUAGACCCAUCUACUCUCCUGUCACCUGGUCCCAUGUGAAAACAUUAUUAUUAUUAUUAUUAUUAUUAUUAUGGCUAAAUUUGAU